AUCUGAACAUCUCUUGUUCAGAGCCCUUGUUCCUCUAACAGGAGGGUGGAACACACGGAAGGAAGUCCUUGCCAAAGCCCUGGGCCUCUUGCCUGUGCAACUUCCUGGAAAGUUACACAAAGCCCUCCUGAGGGCUACACAAGGCUGGGCUGAGAGCCAAGCCUUGGAAAUUCCGGAAAACUCCAAAGACAGAUGCCCCGGUCCUUUGUGACUUCCUGAUAAGGAAGCUUCUGUCCCCCACGCCCACCACCACCACCUAUUCCACACUCUGAGCAAAGGCCACAUCGCUGCGCUACCCUUGUCAAAGGAGGAAGCUAAAUCUGGGGUCCUCUAUGGUAAGUCCCGCCCAGAUAUGAGGCAAGCCCUUCACCUCACCACCCUGCCCCAGAGUAUAAAACUCCCGCCCAGGGCCUGACUGCACACAGCCCUGGAAGCCAUGUCCACCACGUCCACCAUGUCCUCCACGCUGUUUGCCUGGACUCUCCUCGCUCUUGUGGGCCUUGGAACCUCCUGCACUUCCAACGUGCCCCGCAGCGAGUGGAAGGCCCGGCCAUCCGAGUGCUCCCAGAGCCUGAAGCACCCAGUUCGCUACGUGGUGAUCUCACACACAGCAGGCAGCAUCUGCACCAGCCCCGCCUCCUGUGAACAGCAGGCACGCAAUGUGCAGCAUUACCACAUGAGCACACUGGGCUGGUGCGACGUGGCCUACAACUUUCUCAUUGGAGAGGAUGGUCACGUGUAUGAAGGCCGAGGCUGGAACAUCAAGGGUGACCACACAGGGCCCACCUGGAACCCCAUAUCUAUCGGCAUCACCUUCAUGGGCAACUACAUGAAUCGGGUACCCCCAAAGCGGGCCAUCCGUGCUGCCUUGAAUCUUCUGGAAUGUGGUGUGGCUCGGGGCUUCCUGAGAUCCAACUAUGAAGUCAAAGGACACCGGGACGUGCAGAACACACUGUCUCCAGGUGACCAGCUCUAUGAAGUCAUCCAACACUGGGCACACUAUCGAGAGUGAGAGCAUGACCGUGUGGCACCUCCCUAAAUCCCUCCUGCCACGUGCUCCCUCCCCGCCCCAUCCGUCCUCCCAGUGACCCCCCCCCCAAUA
This is a messenger RNA of Onychomys torridus (southern grasshopper mouse), 1102 nucleotides long. It is a transcript of the gene Pglyrp1, whose product is annotated as peptidoglycan recognition protein 1. NCBI's taxonomy places the organism in Eukaryota, Metazoa, Chordata, Mammalia, Rodentia, Cricetidae. The coding region runs from base 437 to 1012 and encodes 191 amino acids. Gene Ontology annotation, biological process: detection of bacterium; defense response to Gram-positive bacterium; peptidoglycan catabolic process. The transcript is spliced from 4 exons. Gene Ontology annotation, molecular function: peptidoglycan immune receptor activity; zinc ion binding; N-acetylmuramoyl-L-alanine amidase activity. The record is from RefSeq and is a predicted model, not a curated record.